AUGACAAAGCUUUUUGCAAUCCUCAUUUUCAUGCUUAGCUUUCUCACCCUCCGAACCGAAUCAACCAUUACUAUCAGCGAGCAUUACUGCUCGAAUUCGAGCAAUUACACUAUGAAUAGCACCUACGAGGCGAACCUCAACCUUCUCCUCGAGUCACUCCCCUCUCACACCAACUCGAGCAACGGAUUCUUCAACACGAACACGAGCACGGGGGAUCCAAGCGACGCCGACGCUGUGUAUGGCCGAUUCCUAUGCAGGGGAGAUGUCCCCAAGGAAGUGUGCAUGGAAUGUGUGAAAGCUGCUAGUGUCAGUAUCAAAGAGAAAUGUCCUAUGGUCAAAGCGUCCAUCCUCUGGUACGACGAGUGUAUGUUGCAGUAUUCUUACCGUCACUUCUUUCUAGCCACGGACAAAGUGCCUAUUCUGCGAAGUUAUAAUCCGCGGAAUGUGCACGAGCCCGCCAAGUUCAUGAAGCUGUUGGAAAAAACAAUGAAGCAACUGAGGACUCGGGCCGCUAAAAGAUUCGAUAAGAAGUAUGCUUCCAAAGAGGUCCCCUUCAAAGAAUUAAGCCGCGCUACUCUAUAUACGUUUGCCCAGUGCAGGCCUGAUCUGUCGGCGGCUCUCUGCGAGGAUUGCCUGCAGAAUGUGACUUCGAUUCUCCUGGCAAAUCAAACCGGGAAAAUCGGGGGCAGAAUCUUGCUUCCGAGUUGCUUCGCCAGGUUCGAGAUAAACCCGUUCUACUUCGUCGAAAAGAAGAGGCAUUCUUCAUCAAGAUUAAUUAUCGGGAUCACUUCUGCUACUUUGGCGGUCGUGCUACUUUGCGUCCCGCUCUGGUUUGCCCUCAAAAGAGAAAGGAACAAGAGAAACAAUGUCGACGAAGAUCCGAUUGUUGGUAGCGAAAUUUCGGAACUAUAUUCCCUGCAAUUUGAUGUGGGCGGAAUUAAAGCUGCCACAGCUUACUUCUCAGAUCACAACAAAUUAGGGGAAGGCGGAUUCGGUCCAGUUUAUAGGGGUACGCUCCCUUGUGGUAGGAAAAUUGCGGCAAAAAGGUUGUCUCAAAGCUCGAAGCAAGGCGUGCAGGAAUUCAAAAACGAAGUCGAAUUGGUAGCCAAGCUUCAGCACCGAAACCUAGUGAGGCUACUAGGAUAUGCCAUGGAAAGAGAAGAAACGAUACUAGUCUAUGAAUACGUGCCCAACGGAAGCCUCGACCAGUUGCUCUUUGGUUCACGCCUCUCUCUUCAUCUUCUUUAA
Syzygium oleosum is the source of this 1248-nucleotide messenger RNA. RefSeq names its product cysteine-rich receptor-like protein kinase 25. The transcript is spliced from 4 exons. Lineage: Eukaryota; Viridiplantae; Streptophyta; Magnoliopsida; Myrtales; Myrtaceae. The record is from RefSeq and is a predicted model, not a curated record. The coding region runs from base 1 to 1248 and encodes 415 amino acids. Gene Ontology annotation, biological process: protein phosphorylation. Gene Ontology annotation, molecular function: protein kinase activity; ATP binding.